Molecule: messenger RNA, 1604 nt
Organism: Ostrea edulis (European flat oyster)
Lineage: Eukaryota; Metazoa; Mollusca; Bivalvia; Ostreida; Ostreidae
Product: pseudouridine-5'-phosphatase-like
Exons: 8
Coding region: 268-1335 (355 amino acids)
Molecular function (GO): phosphatase activity
Source: RefSeq, a predicted model, not a curated record
UUUUUUUUUUUUUUUAUAAAUUAAUGAUUUUCACAAAGUCAUUCAGGAAUGUGAAAAUAUUGCGUAGUCUCAUGUAAACUAAAUACAAUUGAGGUUCUUCCUAAAUACAAUAUAUAUACAUGUUAUAAUAUAGUAUAAUGAGGUAUAUUGAUAUUGACAAUCAUAGGGCCUUAUACAAUGCAAUUAAUACUAAGGGACAGAGUGCGAGAUUUGAUAUCUGUCAAUAAUUGGUAAUUACAACAUUGAAAGAAAUUUAGACACUGAAAGAUGUGGGGCACUGUGACAGCACUUCUCUGUUUAAUCAACAUUCUUCCACAGGCCCAAGGAUCCUCCUGGAAAGAUGUGUUUGCGGAAAAUCAAAGGUGGCACGGAUACUAUUACUACGGCACACAGAAGUAUAAGUGCAGCAUGAGCAUUUACCAUGUGGAGAAAGAAGGGUUGGGGACGGUGUAUGCUGGCUUUACAGACCCCGACACAAGCAUAGAGUUAGAAGGAGGACAUCUUCUGAAUGCACCAAAUUUCACCAUUCAGUUCAGCAAGGCUACAGUUUACAUGGCUACUAGUAAUCGUAUCCCACCAAACGGAGAAUUCGAAAUCACCGGAAAACUUGUCCAAUCGACCACCGGAUGGAAUUAUCACGCCCAUAUUACGAAACCAAUCAAGAACUUAUUUAGUAAUUUCACUCUCACAACACUAGAAGACACAGAACGUAUGUACACCGUCAUUGUACAAAAUAUUGUGGGGCAGUAUGGGAAGACGUUUACAAUGGACAUCAAAGUCAAACAGAUGGGCAGGAAAGAACCAGAAGCAGCAAAAAUUGUUAUCGACACCUUAGAUUUACCAUUGACUGUUGACCAGUAUCUACAAAUGGCUCAUGAGCAACAGGAGAAAUUGUUCCCCACUGUCAAUUUAUUGCCAGGAGCAGAGCGUUUAGUCAAACAUUUACGUAACCAUGGUAUCCCUAUUGCCACAGCCACCGGCUCCCAUACACAGAGUUUCCAGUUAAAGACGUCCAGCCACAAGGACUUGUUUUCCUUGUUCCAUCACAGUGUUCUCAGUGGAGAUGAUCCUGAAUGUAAACAUGGCAAACCAGCUCCCGACUGCUUCCUACUGGCUGCUCAAAGGUUCCCCGACAACCCCCACCCCAGCAAGGUGCUGGUGUUUGAGGAUGCUCCAAAUGGAGUGGAGGCUGCCCAUGCAGCAGGCAUGCAGUGUGUGUGGAUACCCCUCAAAGAAAUCAACAAACAGACGCACCAACAUAUGGCCACAUUAGUGCUCGACUCUCUGGAGGAGUUCAAGCCGGAGAUGUUCGGACUGCCGCCAUUUGAUAAUUGAUUUCAUAUUUCUAUGAAUAUAGUAUUUUUAUUGGACCAUUAGAUGACUAUAUAUGAUGAAGGUUAAUAUUUUGUAUCAGUUUAUUGAUGAUUUUUAGGGUAGUAGUGGAACCAAUCAUUUGCCUUUUGUACUUAUUUUGAUUUUGAAAAUAUUGCAUGAGAAUGGUGAUACAGUGUAUACGUGAUCUCAAGACUAAUUAGUUAUUUUGUUAAUUGUUUAUGUUACGUGAUUGUUUAUUACUGAGAAUAUAUAUUUACAAUGUAUGGAUA